AUGCAUUCUCUCACUCUCCUGCUCACUCUUGGGGGGGCCGUUGUGUCGGGACGGGUCUUCGACAGACUGCACGCGGUGCCCGAAGGAUGGAGGAAGAGCGCUACGGCUCUGGCAACAGACAAGCUCUCCCUCAAGAUCGGCCUCAAGCAGCAGCAUGCAGCCGCCUUGGAGCAGGCAGUGCUGGCCAUGUCAAGCCCCGACCAUCCUGACUACGGCAAGCAUAUGUCGCGGGAGGAGCUCCGCUCCUAUGUUGCCCCCAGCCCGCAGGUUGCCCAGGAGGUUACAUCCUGGCUCGCCGGAUACGAAAUUGAAUCUUCAGUCGACAAUGACUGGAUCACCAUCAGCACUGACGUCUCCACGGCCAACUCGCUUUUGGAUGCAGACUUUCACUGGUACGAGCACGCGGAAGCAAGCGGCUCAAAGCUGCGGACCCUGUCAUACUCUGUUCCUGACUUUGUGGCACUUCAUGUGGACCUGGUGCAGCCUACCACCCGGUUUGGUCACCCAGGUAUCAGGCGGUCCACCAUCUUUGAAAUGGAGGUGCUGGAGGAGAACAAGGCACAUCCCGUCCACCACGACGCCUCGUCAGCCUCUGAGGCUGGCUUUUGCAACACCACCGUCACACCUGCUUGUCUCAGGGCGCAGUACAAUAUCAACUAUACCGCAGACGCCAAUUGCGGCAACCUGAUAGGGUUUGCUUCAUACCUGGAACAGUCUGCCCGCUACGCAGACCUCGCCGAGUUCGAGAAGACACAAGUGCCCGAAGCCAUCGGGCAGAACUUUUCGGUGGUCACAAUCAAUGGCGGUACGAAUGACCAGGCAAGCAGCUUGAGCUCUGGCGAGGCAAACCUGGACGUGCAAUAUGUCCUGGGCAUUAGCCGCCCCAUCCCGAUUGUUGAGUACUUGACCGGUGGCAGAGGACCUCUCGUGCCAUCACUUAGCAAUGGCUACCCAAGCACCAACGAGCCAUAUCUUGAGUUUCUCACGUAUAUCCUCAACCUGUCAGACGCAGCCCUGCCACAGACCCUGACCACAUCCUACGGUGAAGAAGAACAGUCAGUACCGCGUGACUACGCCCUGAAAGUCUGCAACAUGUUCAUGCAGCUUGGUGCCCGCGGCGUGUCCGUCCUCUUCUCGUCUGGCGACUCUGGUCCUGGAGGCACCUGUAAGAGCAACGUUGACAACACGACGACCCUCUUCCAGCCUAACUUUCCGGCAGGGUGUCCCUAUGUCACCUCUGUGGGGGGCACCUCGGGCUCCGCUCCAGAGCGAGGGGUUCCUUUCUCCAGCGGAGGCUUCUCCAUGUACCAUGAACGGCCAGAGUGGCAGGACGCGGCCGUCUCAAAGUACCUCGACUCUAUUGGUGACACGUACGCGGGCUUGUACAACGAUACAGGCCGCGCCAUUCCGGACGUAGCGGCACAGGGCCAGCUGUUUGUUGUGAUUGACAGUGGGCGUACUACGUCGCUCAGCGGAACUUCGGCAUCGAGUCCGACGUUUGCUGGUGUUGUGGCCCUGUUGAACGCUGCGAGGAGGGCGCAGGGCAAACCUGGCCUAGGCUUCUUGAAUCCAUUCCUGUACAGAAAUGCGGCUGCACUGACAGACAUUACGACGGGCUACUCGACUGGCUGCCGGGGAGGGGGUGCCGGACUUCCACCAACUGGCGCUCGCUGGAAUUGCACACAGGGGUGGGAUCCUGUGACGGGGCUGGGAACACCUAAAUUUGAUGCUCUGUUAGAAGUUGCAGCUCCUGGGACUCCCAACCAGUAG
Molecule: messenger RNA, 1770 nt
Organism: Cryphonectria parasitica EP155
Lineage: Eukaryota; Fungi; Ascomycota; Sordariomycetes; Diaporthales; Cryphonectriaceae
Exons: 3
Coding region: 1-1770 (589 amino acids)
Biological process (GO): proteolysis
Molecular function (GO): serine-type endopeptidase activity; tripeptidyl-peptidase activity
Source: RefSeq, a predicted model, not a curated record